AUGAAAACGCAAAUAGAAGGGCCAGAGGCAAGGGCCGCCGAAACACCGAGUAUGAGCCGCAGAUCCCGUUGCGGGUUGCAAGACGUCACCGGGUUUUGCUCUGCCGGGGCGUCUUCCCUUAUAUUCCGCCGUCUGCCACAAAGUGCCACACUGCCUUUUUCCUGUUCCCUCUCUCUUACACCUACACAAAUCAUCAUUCCUGCCCUCAUUCACUUGCGCACUGCACCGCACAUACUCAAAUACAUUGGUCAUCACUGUACCGUCCCGAAUCGCACCAUGAAGCUCCUUACCAAGCAAGAAGAAGAUGCCCACUACCGCUCAGUCGUGAAAGGCGGCACAAUCGGCGGGAUCCUCGGUCUAAUCGGCGGAGUCGCCGGCGUCCUCGCCUUCAGCAAGCGCUCGAGCACAGUCCGCAACCUGACGCUGCCGAUGAAAUCCUUCCUGGUGACCUCGUCGGGUACGUUCGUGGGCAUCGUCGCGGCGGACCACGCGUCGCGCGACUUCGAGGCUUCGCGCAACGCCAGCCAGAUGUGGUACCAGAACCGCACGGAGCGGCUGCGGCAGGAGGAGCUGGCGCAGCUCUCGACCGUCGACCGCCUGACCGCGUGGGCCAAGCGCGAGAAGUACAAGAUCGUCGGCGCCACCUGGGUGGCGUCCAUGGUCGGCUCGUUCGCCAUGGUCAGCCGCAAUAAGUUCUUGAGUAGCUCGCAAAAGAUCGUGCAGGCGCGUGUCUAUGCGCAGGGUCUGACGCUCGCGGUGCUGGUCGCUAGUGCGGCGUUUGAGAUCCAUGAUCAGCGCAAGGGCAAGGGCAUCCUGGAUAAGGCCAAGGCCGAGAAGGAGGAGGCCCAGAAGCAGAACUCUCAGGAGUUGGCCUCGCAUGAGGAGACCGGUGAUCUGUGGAAGGAUAUGGUUGCGGCUGAGGAGGAGCGCUUGAAGAGGAAGAAGCAGAGCUUGUAUGAGCAUGAUUAUCAGGAGGGACAUGCUAAGGAUGGCGAGAAGAAGCAGGAGCAGCAGCAGCAGGAGCAGCAGCAGGGAAAGAAGGAGCCCGAGGCUGAGAAGAAGGAGUAG
This is a messenger RNA of Aspergillus homomorphus CBS 101889, 1068 nucleotides long. Its product is annotated as HIG1 domain-containing protein. Gene Ontology annotation, cellular component: mitochondrial inner membrane. The transcript is spliced from 4 exons. NCBI's taxonomy places the organism in Eukaryota, Fungi, Ascomycota, Eurotiomycetes, Eurotiales, Aspergillaceae. The coding region runs from base 1 to 1068 and encodes 355 amino acids. Gene Ontology annotation, biological process: mitochondrial respiratory chain complex IV assembly. The record is from RefSeq and is a predicted model, not a curated record.